Molecule: messenger RNA, 837 nt
Organism: Microsporum canis CBS 113480
Lineage: Eukaryota; Fungi; Ascomycota; Eurotiomycetes; Onygenales; Arthrodermataceae
Exons: 4
Coding region: 1-837 (278 amino acids)
Source: RefSeq, a predicted model, not a curated record
AUGAAAGCUUGCAUAAAGAUUAUAGACCUGUAUCCCGCUGAGCUAGGAACCGAUGCGUCAUCCAACAUUCGGCACCGUAACUUCUGGUGCCAUAUCAUAUCAAUUACAGCCUGUGUGGAUUUAGGAAGAGCAGCUGCUGACACUGCUCACCAAACAAUACAUUACACUAGUGCAAGGUCACAAAUAAACAACUGUCGAGAAUACAUUGAGGGCCAUACUCAGGGGUUAUCUAAAGAACAAUUGGAUAAGUUAUCUGAGGCACUGCCCUCGCUCGCCGUGUUAGACUUCGAAUGUGCUAUUCGUUUACAGCAAGUAGCAAAUAUCUGCGCGAUCCUGGAGGAUUGCGGUACAAAUUUAGACCCGAUGCAAAUUUGUGUUCUUGCGGAUCUGGUAAUUUCUUCGAAACUAACAGAUCCCGUCAUAUAUGAAGCUUUUCGACGAAUUACGGACACGGCUCUUUCGUCGAAAAGUCCAUGUGAUGUUUUACAACAAUUGCGUUGGCUCCGCUGUCUCUACCGGCUUGCUCUUCAAUGUGAAGAGAAUUGUGUCAAAUUUAUUGCCGAUAGAGCAAAGAAGUUAAUAGACAUGGCAACGCUUCUUGCACCUGAACUACCCCAUACCACGGUAGCAGCGCUCAGAGGAGAAAUGCAAUGGUUACCAAUUGACAUGUAUAAUGAAUCGCUGUUAUAUUUCAAGGACAUGAAGAACCAGCUGAGCCAAGAAUGGUAUAGCGAGGCAAUCAAGCUAACCAAGUGCAUAGAACAUAACGGUUGGGAUACAGACUCCCUCUCUACAAAGAUGAGCGAAGCAUACGGGACUUUGAACUUGGCAAACUGA